AAAAAAAAAGGUUUUAUUAAUUCAUAAUGAAAAAAAAUAAUGCUGACACUGAUCCCAAUGAAAUCACUCAAAAUACUCAUUCAAGUAGUCAAUCAGAAAGUAGAUCAUACUGCAAAUACUGUCUCCAUAAAAUACACGCAACAAGAAAUAUAAGCGGAAUCUGCAUAAAUUGUAAAAAAAGAAAAUAUGAAACUUGUCCUGAAUUUUCAUUUGCAGAAGGUUCUAAACGUGUUUUGACUGAUUCAAAUUUUGAUCAACAUCAAACCAUUCAAUACACCAAAUUUGCUAAUUGCCAGCCUAUGAAGCUUGAAUUUUUCAAACAGAACUCCAGUCAAAUUGUCUCCACAUAUUGCUUAUUGUCGAAUGAAAAUUCAUUAAUGUUAUCUAAGAAUAUCCCAUUUCAAAAUGACAUUGUGUCAGAAGUUUUUUCUGGACGAAUUUCAUUCAGUAGAGAUCAAAAUGGAAAGGUACAUAAUGAUCAUCAAGAGGCAGACACUGCCAUCACAAACAAUAUGAACAAUGAUGAUUCUAUCCUUCAAAUGUCUGUUAGGGCUUCUGCAACACCAAAUAUUAUCAACAAGUUAGGUCCCUAUACAAAAAUCAGCAGUGAAGUAAAAAAAAUUUUAAACUUUGAUUACCGUUUGAAGCCUCAGCUUUUGGAAUUGAUCCCUGCGUUGUUCCAUGGUGCUAUUAUUCAAGAUAGUAGCAUUGCUUUAGUUGUUUUGACUUCUGAAGUUUACUCUAGAAGCAAUAAUAUUGAUAUUCAUUCAGAAUCGACGGAGUAUUCCAUGCCUGAUGAUAAUAAUAAUAUCAAUUGUUCAGUGCAUAUUAAAUCAGAUGGAGGAAAAGAGGUACAAAAAUUAAUCAUUGGAAGUACUUCUUUAAAUAUAUUGAUAGUGUCGUCUGUUGAGAUCUCCAAAGACCCCAAAGUACACGUGGGGCCAGGAGUAGAUUUUGGUCAAUCCAGAAUCUCUCCUGAAACAUGCAGUAUCUUUGUUCGUACAGCUUGCGAAGAACAAUUAUUGAAACGAUUUGGUAAUAGCCAAUCAAUACCUACAAGUUUGAACAAUAUGAGACAAUUAUUGACACAUUUCAGCAAAGUUUCGACGUAUAAACCAUGGAGAAGUAGUCUUCACAAUUUCGACACCACCUUGACCAUGCCGGCAACUACCGUUACCUUGUGUAGUAUGCCUUCAUGCGGAUAUGGUUUUGGGCCUAAUUCCUUAGCUUCGAUAUCUUCACAAUUGCUUCAAAUAAUUGCAAUUGCCGUGGUUUACAACAAAUGCAUACUCAAGAUUAAUCAACUUGAAGAUUUUUUUUUGGAAUACGAUCCAAUCAUCGACAAAAAAAACGACUACAAGGAUUGGGAGCCAAUGUGCAAAAUUGUUAUACAAUUAAAAAAAGAAUUUAAAAAAGGUGAAGAAAUUAAUGUCAUUAAAUUCUGCCUCGAAAAUAAUAUCUCCAUAAUUGCAAAAGGAUUAAGUAGUGCAAUAUCUACGGCGAAUGUCACAAUUAUAAAAAACAUUAAAAAUAAAUUCUUAUCACUUUACAAGUAAUUUUUUUUUUUUUGUUAAAAUACACUUUUUAGCUGGUGUACUUUUGGUGUACUUUUUUGUGGGUGUAUUUUUAAGCUGGUGUACUUUUGGUGUACUUUUUUGUGAGUGUAUUUUUUAGCUGGUGUACUUUUGGUGUACU
Molecule: messenger RNA, 1695 nt
Organism: Cokeromyces recurvatus
Lineage: Eukaryota; Fungi; Mucoromycota; Mucoromycetes; Mucorales; Mucoraceae
Exons: 1
Coding region: 27-1556 (509 amino acids)
Source: RefSeq, a predicted model, not a curated record